Molecule: messenger RNA, 786 nt
Organism: Amoebophrya sp. A120
Lineage: Eukaryota; Dinophyceae; Syndiniales; Amoebophryaceae
Source: the annotation of a GenBank genome assembly
AGCCAAGCGGUUGUCAAUCGAGGAAGGGAAAACGUUGAAAGCGUUGCAAAAGUCCGACUCGCUACUGUCAGAUGUCGAGGAGGACGAGGAUGUGGAUGUUGCGGGAAACAAGAAGAGCGCUGAAACAAAAAAGGACCUCGCGGACGAUACAGAGGAAAAUCGAAAAGGCGACUCGGAGAAGUCUAAGUCAAAAACGACCGCGACCGGUGAAAGCAGAGGACUAGUGGUUGCUGAGAACAAAGAGAGCACGUUAUUUUCCUCACCGGCAGGAGCUUCAUCCGACACAGACGCAAAAUCAAGCUCCGCACCUCUUUUCCCAGCGGAUCAGAAAGUGAUGAAAACCUCUACCCCAGCAGAAGAAGACUUAGUACGCCUGCUCCCAGUCGUGGCACAAGCCGUGUUGCAGAAGAUCUACGCGGAUUACGCGUUAAGCGCAAUCCGCCUCGAGAACCAGGUCAACGUAAGCCGCCAGCCACGCCGCAGCAGUUUGAAAUCAUCCUCCUCCGUUACGACCGGGGGAGCGAGUGCAGGACCUCCGACAUCCUCUCGCCGCUUGUCCGUCACCUUGACGGACACUCCGCCCGACCAACAGACGUUUCUCGUGGACAAGCGGGAGACCGAGCAAUUCGAAGAUAACGGCGAGGAGAGCUAUAAAAACGAUUCAUAUAGUUAUAGUAUUAGUAAGAAAAAUACAUCGAGGCCGCAGCGCAUCAAACUGGCGAUGAAGGCGACAUUGAUGAUGGAAGGCGAUGAGUUGGAAGACGAAGACGAGGAACAACAACAAAC